AUUAACGCGCCCGCUUGUGAAAUUGGCGAAAAAAGAAUAACCAAAGGAUGAGCACCUGGAAUCCGGAGAACGAUGUGGACCUGCUGUCCGGCUCCGAGGACGAGGAGGAGGUGGCCAUGAAACGGGACUACCACGGCCGGGAGGCCCUGCUCUUCGUGGUGGACGCCAAUCUGCAGACCGCCGGCGUGGAGCGCCUGAUGGAGGCACUGAACAUCAUCCGGACAGCCUUUAUAUCCGGAAUCCUGGUGAACGACAAGGACCUCAUCGGACUCAUCUUCGCCAACACCAAGCACAGUCCUCCGCCGCUGGAAUCGAACGCCCUGGACAGCAUCGUGAUGCCGCAGGACUGCGCCGUCUUCCUGCCCCUGCGACAGCUAACCAAACCCAUUGUGGAGCACUACCUGGAGUUCAUGGGCGGCGUGGAGACGCAGUUCGCCCAAGUGUACGGCCUGGCAGAGCCCGAUGGCCGCGGCAGGUUCGACUACAUGAUCCGGCUGUGCAUCGAGCUGCUGGAGAAGUGCGGCAAGAAGCUGAACAACGCCAAGAUCGUUUACUUGACCGAUGUGCCGAAUCCGACGACCAGUGAUCACUUCCAGGCGGCCCUGCAGAAGGCCAACGAUUUGGAGGGCAAAGAGUUCGAGUUUCAUGUCAUUCCCAUGGUCGAUGACUUCGACUAUGAGCCUUUCUACAAGGAGUUUAUCACGCUUUCAAGGGCCAUUGAAAUGGACGCCUUUCAAAUACCAGAUGCCCAAAUGCUGCGCGAAAUCCUGGCAGAUCGCAAGCUGAAGCAGGACUUCCUGCGCCGCUGCCUCGGUCACUUCAGCUUCUACCUGGGCCCCAACCUCUCCAUGUCCGUGCAGUACUACAACUACUUUCAGCGACGCGCCUAUCCGCGCAAGGUUCAAAUCCUGCGCAGGGACAACAGCCUGGUGAGCACCAAGCGGGUGAUAAUGGUGCAAAAGAAGGACGAGGAGUCGCAGGAAGUGCUGCACGAGUACCAGAUCAAGUCGACGGGCGGCUGGUACAGUUGCAACGUGGGCGGCAGGAACCUGCGCAUAAGCACGGAGCAAGUGAACCGGGUGCGCAACCUGCACAAGCCGCAAAUGAUGCUGCUGGGCUUCAAGCACCGCUCCUCUCUGCCAGAAGUGACCUACAGCAAGCCCUCGAACUUCAUGUAUCCCGACGAUCAGAGCAUCAUAGGAUCGAAGCGUCUGUUUCGGGCCUUGUGGGAGCGCUGCUUGGCGCGCGAGAAGAUAGCCAUCUGCCUGUUUAUGUGCAAGCGCAAGUCCAUGCCGCGCUAUGUGGCACUGGUGCCGGUGGAGGCCCCAAAUAAGGAGGAGGAGAAGAACUAUCGCUCGCUGCUCUGCGGCGAUGGAUUCAAGAUCGUCUACUUGCCGGAGUCCAAGCACAUUCGGAACAUAGACAUGUAUGACUGGAACGAUACAGGGAAUUCGGCAAGCGACGAGGGCGUCGAGUUUUUCCAGAAGGUCAUCAAGAAGCUGCGAGUUGACUACCAGCCGAAUCUGAUCAACGAUCCAAGUCUGGACGCCCUGCAAGCGAAUCUUCUAGCUCUUUCGCUGGACUUUACGACGGACAACAAAAGCAUCGAUAAUCUGCUGGACACCACGCAGCAGGACAAGCGCAUCGAAAAGCUCUUGCCCGACUACGACAAGAUCUUCGAUCCAGAGAUGGAGCCGGCCAAGAAAAGGGCGGCAAAAUCCACGACAGACGGUGCAAGCGCCCCGAAAAUGCCAAAGAUCGACGAGGAGCAGCUCAAGAACUUGGACUAUGUAAAGGAGCUAAUCAAAAUAGAGAAACUGACGAGCUGCACAGUCGCCCAACUCAACUUUAUUCUAAAGGAGCAUUUCGAAGUCACGAUGGGCAAGUCAACUAAGGCAAAAUUAGCGGAAAGAAUCGAGGCGUUAAUCAGUUGA
This is a messenger RNA of Drosophila takahashii, 1934 nucleotides long. RefSeq names its product Inverted repeat-binding protein (gene Irbp). Gene Ontology annotation, cellular component: Ku70:Ku80 complex; nucleus. NCBI's taxonomy places the organism in Eukaryota, Metazoa, Arthropoda, Insecta, Diptera, Drosophilidae. Gene Ontology annotation, biological process: double-strand break repair via nonhomologous end joining; telomere maintenance. Gene Ontology annotation, molecular function: double-stranded DNA binding; DNA helicase activity; damaged DNA binding. The record is from RefSeq and is a predicted model, not a curated record.